AUGUCGUCAAGGAAGCCAGGAGGUAUCGCUUUCAUUCACCCCGACUUGGGUAUUGGUGGUGCAGAAAGACUAGUCGUUGAUGCUGCAAUGGGAUUACAAAAUUUGGGCAACCAAGUAGUUAUUUACACAUCACACUGUGACCUUAAUCAUUGUUUCGACGAGGUGAGUUCAGGUCAAUUGAAAGUCAUUGUACAUGGUGACUUCUUGCCCACACUGAUUUACAAGAGGUUUCACAUAUUAUUUGCAAUAUUGCGACAAUUGUAUUUGGUUCUUGUAUUGAUUGUUUCCGGAGAUAUCAAAAACUAUGACUUUUUCAUUGUUGAUCAAUUAUCCUUUUGCAUUCCAUUUUUGAAUUUAUUGAGUCUUGCAAGUGCAAGAGUCCUAUUUUACUGUCAUUUCCCUGACCAAUUGCUAACAAAAAGAGCAAGCUUGUUGAAGAGUCUAUAUCGUGUGCCAUUUGACUUUAUUGAGGAGUGGACUACGGGAUGUAGCGAUCAAAUUGUCGUUAAUUCAAACUUUACAAAGGGCAUAUUCCACAGCACAUUUAAGAACUUACGCAAUAUAGAUCCCGGUGUCAUAUAUCCCUGCAUCGAUAGCAACCUUGAGGAGACUGAGGGGACGAAAAAGUCAGAUGAGGAAGUUGUCAAUUUUUUCAAGAAUUCAAGGUACUUUCUAUCGGUCAAUAGGUUCGAAAGAUCAAAGAAUAUAGAGCUUGCCAUUAAAGCAUUUAGUAAACUGAAAAGAAUUCUUCCCGGAAAACCAAGGUUGGUGAUUGCAGGUGGGUACGACGCUAGAGUUAACGAGAAUGUUGAAUAUUUAAAAGAGUUAAUCCACUUAUGUGAUACCCUAAAGCUCACCAACUUCACUAUCAGAGGCAAAUUGAUAGUUAUGCCGCCAUCGACAGAAGUAUUAUUUCUACCAAGUGUCAAAACGUCGCUCAAAACUUCACUCUUGAAACACGCUGAUCUAUUAUUGUACACACCGGGACGGGAACAUUUUGGUAUUGUUCCUGUUGAAAGUAUGCUUUACAAAACACCAGUAUUAGCAAUCAAUUUUGGUGGACCUCUCGAAACAGUUUUGAAUUAUGAUGGAUCCAAUCUUGACGAUGCAACGGGGUUUACGGUACCAGGCGACCAUGAUAAAUGGGCAAAAACUAUAACCAAAUACUACAAUGAGACUAAUGAUAAUAUCAAGAAGCGGUUAGGAGACAAUGGACAUAGGCGAGCUAUAGAAAAGUUCUCGCGCAACGAAACUAGCUAUGAAUUUGUGAAACAAUUGGAGUUUUCAGCAAGAAGCAAAAAGAGAGUUAUAGUACCCCAUUGGGUACUUUCAUUGGUUCCUAUUGUGAUUUUAGCUUUUGCAUUUAUCGUCUCCAAGUUUUUUUUCUAA
Messenger RNA from Lodderomyces margitis, 1389 nucleotides. It is a transcript of the gene ALG2, whose product is annotated as GDP-Man:Man(1)GlcNAc(2)-PP-dolichol alpha-1,3-mannosyltransferase. The coding region runs from base 1 to 1389 and encodes 462 amino acids. Gene Ontology annotation, molecular function: GDP-Man:Man(1)GlcNAc(2)-PP-Dol alpha-1,3-mannosyltransferase activity; alpha-1,3-mannosyltransferase activity. The record is from RefSeq and is a predicted model, not a curated record. Lineage: Eukaryota; Fungi; Ascomycota; Pichiomycetes; Serinales; Debaryomycetaceae. The transcript has a single exon.